AAAUUCAUGCUGAAGUGCAGUUGAAGAAUUAUGGAAAAUUUCUUGAGGAGUAUACAUCUCAGCUGAAGAGAAUUGAAGAUGCUUUGGAUGACUCUGUUGGAGAUGUUUGGGACUUCAGUCUUGAUCCCAUUGCAUUAAAGCUUUUGCCAUAUGAACAGUCCUCCCUACUGGAGCUCAUAAAGACAGAAAACAAGGUUCUAAACAAAGUAAUAACUGUGUAUGCUGCCCUUUGCUGUGAAAUCAAGAAGUUAAAAUAUGAGGCAGAAACUAAAUUUUAUAAUGGCCUCUUGUUUUAUGGAGAAGGAGCCACAGAUUCUAGCAUGGUGGAGGGAGACUGCCAAAUACAGAUGGGAAGAUUUGUUUCUUUCUUGCAGGAGCUGUCUUGCUUUGUUACCCGAUGUUACGAAGUGGUGGGGGAAGGAGGACAUCAGUUGUUGGCUGUUCUAUACCAGCAACGAGAAUGCACCUAAAAUUAUAGAGACAUCUGGAGUUCAUUUUCAGGCAAUGUACGAGCAUCUGGGAGAGUUGCUCACAGUCUUAAUCACUCUGGAUGAAAUAAUUGACAAUCAUGCCACUCUGAAAGAUCACUGGACCAUGUAUAAGAGGCUGCUAAAAUCUGUCCAUCACAACCCUUCUAAGUUUGGGAUACAAGAAGAUAAACUGAAGCCGUUUGAAAAGCUGCUGUUAAAACUGGAAUGCCAGUUACUUGAUGGAAUGAUAUUUCAGGCCUGUAUAGAGCAACAGUUUGAUUCUGUAAAUGGUGGAGUGUCAGUGUCGAAGAACAGCACGUUUGCUGAAGAAUUUGCUCACACUCUUCGCACAACUUUUGCAAAUGUUGAAGCCAAACUUGGUGAACCUUCAGAAAUUGACCAGAGAGAUAAGUAUGUGGGCAUCUGUGGCCUCUUUGUACUGCAUUUUCAGAUUUUUCGGACCAUAGACAAGAAAUUUUACAAGUCAUUGUUGGAUGUCUGUAAAAAGGUACCAGCCAUCACAUUAACUGCUAACAUCAUCUGGUUUGCUGACAACUUUCUGAUUCAGAAAAUACCAGCUGCUGCCAAACUUCUGGACAAGAAAAGUAUUCAUGCAGUUAAAACACAAAGGGAGAACUUUCUACAGCAGAAGGCACAGUCACUUACCAAAGAUAUGCAGUCAUAUUAUGUUUUGGUGAGCUCGUGGAUGACAAAAAUGGAAUCUAUCUUGUCAAAGGAGCAACGUGUGGAUAAGUUUGCAGAAUAUCUUUCUAACCGCUGCAAUGUCUUCAUCCAGGGUUUUCUUUAUGCAUACAGUCUUAGCACCAUCAUUAAAACUACAAUGAACCUCUACAUGUCAAUGCAAAAACCUAUGACCAAAACCUCGGUGAAAGCUCUAUGCAGGCUUGUAGAACUUCUGAAGGCAAUAGAACACAUGUUUUACCGAAGAAGUAUGGUUGUGGCAGAUUCUGUGACACACAUAGCUCAGCAUCUGCAGUAUCAGGCUCUUCACUCUAUUUCUGUAGCCAAGAAAAGAGUCGUUUCUGAUAAAAAGUAUAGUGAGCAACGCCUGGAUGUCCUAUCGGCUUUGGUGUUGGCUGAGAACACUCUCAAUGGGCCAAGUACAAAACAGAGGCGACUAAUUGUUUCCCUUGCGCUGAGUGUGGGAACACAGAUGAAAACUUUUAAAGAUGAAGAACUCAUUCCCCUUCAGUUAGUUCUGAAAAAACUAGACUUGAUCAGUGAACUUAUAGAGCGAGUUCGAGCACAAUGUGACUGUUGUUUCUUAUACUGGCAUCGAGCAGUGUUUCCAAUCUAUUUAGAUGAUGUGUAUGAAAAUGCUGUUGAUUCUGCUAGGCUGCAUUAUAUGUUUAGUGCACUACGGGACUGUGUACCUGCUAUGAUGCAUGCAAGACACUUGGAAUCUUACGAGAUGCUUCUGGAAUGCUAUGACAAAGAAAUCAUGGAAGUGCUCAAUGAGCACUUGCUGGACAAAUUAUGUAAAGAGAUAGAAAAGGACCUGCGCUUAUCAGUUCAUACGCACUUAAAGUUGGAUGACAGAAACCCCUUCAGAGUUGGUAUGAAGGAUCUAGCUCACUUCUUCUUUCUGAACCCAAUACGUUUUUUCAAUCGAUUCAUUGACAUAAAAGCUUAUGUAACUCACUAUUUGGACAAGACCUUCUACAACUUAACGACUGUAGCUCUCCAUGACUGGGCCACCUACAGUGAAAUGAGAAACCUAGCAACUCAACGCUAUGGUCUAAGUAUGACUGAAGCACACCUUCCUAGCCAGACUCUGGAACAGGGUCUGGACGUUUUGGAAAUCAUGAGAAAUAUUCAUGUUUUUGUAUCCCGCUACCUCUACAAUCUGAAUAAUCAGAUCUUCAUUGAAAGAACAAGUAAUAACAAGCACUUGAACACUAUCAAUAUUAGACACAUUGCUAAUUCAAUUCGAACUCAUGGAACAGGAAUCAUGAACACAACAGUAAACUUCACUUACCAAUUUUUGAGGAAAAAGUUUUAUAUUUUUAGCCAGUUCAUGUAUGAUGAACAUAUCAAAUCCAGACUUAUCAAAGACAUUAGAUUCUUCAGGGAAGUCAAGGAUCAAAAUGAUCACAAGUAUCCCUUUGAAAGAGCAGAUAAAUUCAACCGUGGCAUCAGAAAACUUGGAAUAACCCCGGAUGGCCAGAGCUAUCUUGACCAGUUCAGACAACUCAUAAGUCAAAUUGGCAAUGCUAUGGGUUAUGUACGAAUGAUAAGAUCUGGUGGACUUCACUGCUGUAGUAGUGCAAUUAGGUUUGUUCCUGAUCUGGAAGAUAUCGUUAACUUUGAAGAGCUGGUGAAAGAAGAAGGACUCUCAGAAGAAACACAAAAAGCAGCAAGGCAGUUGGACUCUGUCCUCAGUGACCUCACGCGUAACUUUGCAGAAGGAACGGAGUACUUCAAAAUGCUUGUGGAUGUAUUUGCUCCUGAAUUCCGCAGUCCAAAGAACAUGCAUUUGCGGAACUUCUACAUAAUUGUUCCCCCACUGACCCUCAAUUUUGUAGAGCAUUCAAUCAGUUGCAAGGAGAAAUUGAAUAAGAAGAACAAAAGUGGAGCAGCUUUCACUGAUGAUGGGUUUGCCAUGGGUGUGGCUUACAUUCUGAAGCUUUUGGAUCAGUACCAGGAGUUUGAUUCUCUGCACUGGUUCCAGUCUGUUAGAGAGAAGUAUGUGAAGGAAAUAAGAGCAGUAGCUAAGCAGCAGAAUGUGCAGUCCACUAAUCAAGAUGAAAAACUACUACAAACUAUGAACCUUACCCACAAGCGACUGGAAGUUUGUUUACAGGAAUUUGAACUCCUUUAUUUCUCACUAAGUAGUGCAAGAAUUUUUUUCAGAGCAGAUAAAACUGCAGCAGAAGAAAACCAGGAAAAGAAAGAAAAAGAAGAAGAAUCUGUUAAAGCAAGCAACGGAGAUCUUUCCAACUCUACGACUGCAGAUCCUGUUGUGAAAUGAUAUGGCUGAGAAUGGGAAAAUCAGAGAAGUUAACAUAAUAAAUUCUCAUUUCGUACCGAAGGUCUGAUUUGCAUCUACAGAAGUAAGGAAAUCCAGAGCCAAGACAGAACCACAAUCAGCUCUUCCUUUUAUGACCAGACACUGUGUGAUGGGUGUCUGUAACUAUUAAGUGAUCUUACACUUCAUGAAUAUGUUGUGCCUAACUGCAAGUUUCAGCCUCAAUUCUGUAUUUCCUAGCCUUUGUAGGUCUGUUGUACCGUCUGUGUUGUUCAUACAGUCUUACAUGCCUCAUUAUUAACAGUAAUUGCACUGCAGGCUUCAGAAGCUGCUGAACACUGUGAGAACUCUGUAUAAAUACAACAUCUGUUAAUGCCUGCAAGUAGAGGUUCUAGAUGAUGCGAGAGUUACUCAGAUUCCUAACUCAAGUAAGUAGCUAGACUUUGCUUAAAAGUAAACACCACUUUUCAUUAAAAGAUACAGUUGUGUUUUAGUCUCCCAGAACAUAAAACACUUCUAGGUCUUAUUAACUAGAAUAAACUACUCUAGUCCAACUGAGAAUUAGGUUGGGGGGGGGGGGUUUGGUGCACUCAACCGUAUUUUUUUAGGCCAUACUUGCCAGCUUCUUUCAUCUCUUGUAAUUACAAAAAAGGUAAUGUUUUAAUGGUUCAAAUUGUCCCGCCCACCCUUGGGUCACUGGUUAAGACAGUUCCUGACGUACUUCUGAUUCGCCCUUUCCUGCCAGUCACUUCAACGUUCAGAAAGCCAGGACAAAUGCUUUGUUGCAACUGGAAAGACCAGACUGGUAUGAAAGUCCUUUUGUUGGUUCUGAAAACAUGACACGGAAGCUUCAUGGACUGUUUAAAUCAGCUGGGCUCAUUAAAGUUUUUAUUUUUAAUUCAUUAUAACUGCAGAGACUGCCCUAAAGAAUGCUGCAUUACUUGAUUAGUAUUUUUGCUUUUUUUUAUUUUGAUACAGGUAUUUUUUUCAUAACUUGUGUACACUUUCUUUUUUGACCAAAUUGUGCCCGCACUGAAUGCUCAGUAGCGCUGCCGAGAUCAGCAUUCUUGCUGCUGCUGCUGCUGAUUUCCGUACUGUUGCAACUGCAGAGUACAUAUUUCCAUAUUCCUAUCUCAUCCGAAGGCACCCAAGUUCUUGGCUUGGAACGGCCAAGCACUGCAUUUCCUUCUUCCACACAGCUGCAGAAUCACGCAUAGAUGGUGUUCGUUUCCCCCGGGACGGAGGGGCUAGGUAGCUAUGUACAGCCAAGACAUCACCCGUGCUCUGAUAAAAUCUGCACUUGUAUUUUCCCUUCUCCUACUUUUUGGGAAAGACACUAUCUUGGAUAGGUAAUACUUUGCAGUUGAAUAUAAACGGAGCUGUGCAUUUUCUUAACGUAUGGUGGUUAACAAAUUCACAUGGUUCUGGUGAUGGAAAUUCUACAGGAAAGACAAGCCUAUUUUUAUAGAACCCUGUUUAAUCUGGGAGACCUGAAUAUAUGCUAUAUGUGGCAAAAAUAUAUACAUACACACAAAUAUGUACAGUGAUAAUAGAGCUAUUCUUGCUAAUACAGGACUAUAGUUUAUAUUUCCUUUUCUUCCUGUUGUGUAGCAGCAUAUACAUGCAGAAAGCUUUUCUCAUCUGAAAUACAAGGUGGGUCCUGGAUUGGGAUGUCACACACUCAUCUGUGUCAGAGUGAGUCACAUUAAAUCCUUUUUUUUCCCCCCCCAAGGAUCUGAAAGGGGUGCAAAAUUCUUGCUGUGGUGCUACUACUAUUUUCAUUGCUUUUGCCCUCCUGUUCCAAUUAUAGGAACAAAAUGCACCCCGGCUGGUUGUCUGGAGAUGAGACGAUGGAGCUAAAACAAAAAUCCCCCAAACUAAACCAAACGUGCUCACUCAAAAUUCCCAGAGGUGAUAAAAGGAAAGCGAGGCUGAUGAGUUUGCUGCAGGGACGUAAAACAGACCUGUAGGGGGCAGAACAGGCUGCAGGCCAGCCUCCCUCCCCCGGGGGGGGGGGGUGCCGCCACUGCCCUCCUGUGUUCAGUCUUGUGGCGGGGCUGUUGCCGCACGUAGAGGCGGUAGCGGCUGCUCUUCCCGAGGUCUUGCAACCCGCCUCCGACAGGGCGCUGUGCAGCCGGGGGGGGGCUGCCUUGCCCUUCCUCCUCGCAGCACGGCGGGGGGGGGGGGGGGGGGGCAGCUCUGGCCAGCGCCCAGCUGAGGCCCAGCGCACUUUCAGCCCCAAGGUCAAAAGGUGUUUGCAUCGAUGGGUGGUGAGUGACGGCUGCAGCAGCCCCCAGCUGGUCGGCCCUUCGCUGGGGAGGGAGCUGCUGCUGCUGAAGGGUAGAUUCUGGAGGUCCUAACGUGGCCUGUAAUCGGAAGUAAAUUUGAGUUUUCAUCAUCAAAAACGGCUGUUUUCAGCUUCUCAGGUACAAAGGACCAAAUGUAACAAUGUUUCCUAACUCGUUGUACAGAAGGGUAUUUUGUUACCUCAGUCUCUUUGGUUUGUGAGUAGAGAACAUUAUGUACAUAAAACUGUGUUAAUAAAUGUCAUUUUGAG
Molecule: messenger RNA, 6016 nt
Organism: Aptenodytes forsteri (emperor penguin)
Lineage: Eukaryota; Metazoa; Chordata; Aves; Sphenisciformes; Spheniscidae
Gene: WASHC4
Product: WASH complex subunit 4
Exons: 33
Coding region: 256-3462 (1068 amino acids)
Biological process (GO): endosomal transport; endosome organization
Cellular component (GO): endosome; WASH complex
Source: RefSeq, a predicted model, not a curated record